UGUGCGGAGGGGGGGGGUCAACUCCCUUGUCUUUGGCAUCCCAGAUGCUGAGCUCCAAGCUGGACUCCUCUCCACAAACCAGCUAAUUAUCCCUACACCUUCCCUGCUCUCUCCCGGCUCCAGCUUAAGGGGGGGGGGGGCUGGUUACGGAAGGCCAAUACAGGCAGGAGGGACCGGUCUCUGCCUUGGGAUUGACAGGGCAUGAUGGGGAUCUAUGGGGCCGGGGGCCUCCCUCCCCCUCCCCCUCCCCUGUUUCGCAUGAGCGGCCUGGGAGGAGAGACUGCAGGAGGGCGACGUCAGCAGUGACGCUCCUUGGCUCCUCCCCCUUCCCGCUCUCAGCCCAGGGAGGGAGGGCAGGCGGCUGGAGGAGAUGCUGGUGCCGGGCGAGGGGCUCAGCUGCAGGACCGAGAGGACCAGAGAGAUGCAUUAGAGGGGGCAGGAGACCUGCGGAAGCUGCUAUGGAGGCCUCAUCUGUGGACACCACCAGUCCGGUCACCUUCUCGCAGGUGUUCGGCCAUCAGUGUCAACUUCUGGAGGCAGCCGUCCAGUCGCUCCGCACCUUGAACGACCAGAUCUCCGACUUCAUCGUCCACAAGGCCCAGGCGCUGGAGGAGGACGACGGCUCCCUGCAGGCCUUCCUGCCCGCCGAGAGCGGCACCCUCAGGAGGUCCAUGUCCCUCAUGACCCAGCUGCUGAUGGACGCCCAGUUAAGCAAAUUUCCUGCCGCAGUCCUCAAUUUACUGCGCUCCCCCUGGGAUAAAUACUGAACUGGCACCGAAUCUGUUGGUUCCCACGGAAGGCCGUCUCUGCAGAGUCCUUCAUUCUUCCCCCUCCCUCCCCUCCCUCUAUUUCCUUGUGUCUCUUCCAGGCCGUGUCUGGCUGGCCGUCCAGACAAUAGCAGGGAAAACAUUUUAGGUGAAGAAAAACAGACACAGAACGCCUCAGGGAAGUCAUUGGGUAAAUGUGUGCGCAGCUCUUAAGAUCUCCCUCUUGGCCCAGAGUUCGCUCUCCUCCACCCGCAGACCUUCCGCCCUGGAGGAAGCUGCGGAUGGGAAAGGGCUCCGGAAAGGAGGGGGCAGCGGCAGGUGCAAUCGGCCGGUCUUCUCUUUUGCCCUUGCGGCUCAGUGCAGUCGGGAUUUGGGGGCUCUCCUGGUUACCAGCCUGGGGCACCUCUGGGUGUGAGAGAGUGCCAAUGCCUGGUCCUCCUCAGAUCUCGGGGUGCCCCCACACCCCCCCUGUGCUGGGUGCCCCUGCUAUUCGUUAACCGGGGGUCUCCGUCUUAUUCUAUCGUCUGAAUCCCAAUCGGGUCUUCCGCGAAGCCCUCUCAGGCUGGAGGUCCAGGCAAGCCAGGACUCCAGAAUCGAAAGGGGGAGUUUGCCCACCGAAGCCCCUCGGGCAGAAGGCCAGAGACGCAUGCCAGCUCUUUGGUGAGGGUGGGGGCUUUAUUAAGCAAAUGCGACCUAUUAGUGAUCAUAUCCUGGCACAAAGUAUCACAUUUGCAUUACAGAGACAUACAAAUAUUUGCAAUCCACGUGGUCUAAAUCAUUGGGGGCUCAAGAGCCUGUUUUAAUCCUGAUUAAUUUAAUCCCAAUAAAUAAGUCCCCAUUU
Molecule: messenger RNA, 1608 nt
Organism: Thamnophis elegans (Western terrestrial garter snake)
Lineage: Eukaryota; Metazoa; Chordata; Lepidosauria; Squamata; Natricidae
Exons: 4
Coding region: 459-767 (102 amino acids)
Source: RefSeq, a predicted model, not a curated record